Molecule: messenger RNA, 5333 nt
Organism: Dunckerocampus dactyliophorus (ringed pipefish)
Lineage: Eukaryota; Metazoa; Chordata; Actinopteri; Syngnathiformes; Syngnathidae
Gene: cant1b
Product: calcium activated nucleotidase 1b
Exons: 4
Coding region: 3091-4491 (466 amino acids)
Biological process (GO): proteoglycan biosynthetic process
Molecular function (GO): GDP phosphatase activity; calcium ion binding; UDP phosphatase activity
Source: RefSeq, a predicted model, not a curated record
UUCCCCCAGAAACUAUUUAAGAAACUGCGCCUGGAAAUGAAAUGUCUUGGGGCGGGGGAGAGUUCAUCGUCGCAUACUAAAGUUGCUGCCUGAAGUUAGCUAAUGUAUGGCGACAUUUUUGAACACAUAGCGACUCUUGGGAGUUUACACGCUAACUCUAUAUCUGUUAUUUGUGUUGUCAUAAACGUUAUAAAUGAUCCAUAAUCGCGGGACGUGGAGGAUGACCAGUAGGCGGUCAAAGAUGACAAGUGCAGUCGUGGCUGAAAGAUGUGUGCAGCGGUCACUUGGACACAUGUAGCAUGUAUCCUAGCUUAACUUGGACCAACAUGACACUUGACGUUUUCCAGAACACAACUCUCUGUUUGACUGCAUCUGCCACGUCCUACAGUCACCUGUUUUUAUUUCCAGACAAUUUAAAGGAGUUCGUUUAAAUGCGUGUAAAUGUUUAAUAGGUCCAAUAUUUAAUGUGAAUGUGAGCCAAAAGUUAGGAUACCUAACAGUAAGGUUUUACUGCACGUGUGUCCAAAGUGCGGCCCCCGUGCUGUUUUUGGUCUGCAGCUCAUUUUUCAUUGGCCCUCGGCAUAUUGUAAACAUGAAAUUCAUUAUUAAUGAGAUAUAUUAGUAGAUAUUACACGAUUCUGCUCCACAAAGCUUAGAUGUUGAUAUUUUGUUGAUGGCGUAGCAUUCAUAGUGCAGCAAUGUUAAAACAAUAUAGAAAUAUGUACAAAAAUAUCUUAUAAAGCAUGACUUGAACUUUAAUUUGAUACCUCAUACACCCCAAAUAUUAUAUAGGUUAGAGCAGAUUUUCCAUCCAUCCAUCUUCUAUGCCGCUUAUCCUCACCAGGGGUCGCGGGGGUAUGCUGGAGUCUAUCCCAGCUGACUUUGGGCAAGAGCUGGGGUACACCCUGGACCGGUCACCAGUCAAUCGCAGGGCACAUACAGACAAACAACCAUUCAGAGCAGACUUUAUACCAGAAAAUAGUGCCUGUGGUCCCCAUUGCUUUAACAAGACAAAAGCUGUGAUGGACCCACGGACCUUGGCAAGUACAACCGCACUACAAAAUAUAUAAUAACUUAGCUGUGAAAAUCUGUUUUAAAAGUCAACAUUUUUUUUUGACAAUCAAAAAGUCCAGGGAAGAAAAUCAAGUGUCAUAUUUGUUAUGUAUGUCUCACACUGCAGUGCAGCAGCACGCUGUGUAUUUGUUUUCACCCCACACUAACCACAAGAAAUACCUAGCUAUUAUCAAUGACAGGAAUGUAUCAAAUCCACCACUAUUUGAGAAAACCAAUGUUUUUUAAGCUAAAUUAUCCAUAUUUAAUUUGCUUUUAUAUUUACAAUCAAGGGGUCCAUAUUGAGAAUAGGGCAAUGCAAACGCAACAUGUGGUAAUUGCGGGUUAAAAAAAUACAUUCAUCUGCAAAUAGAUAUUUAAAUGAAUUCAUAUUCUAUAUACCGUUUAUCUUGUCCUGAAGCUGCGAUUCAUGAGUUUGAAAGGCUUAAAGUUGGACUUAGCAUUCAAAGCAUUCAUUUGAGUCGAUGCGGUCCGACGCUCAGUUUAAACCUGAUACAAAACUGAAGAGAACGAAGUAAUCUAGUUCACCAACAUGUAUAUGAAUGAAAAUACACCUGAUGUCAUGUGAAAAAAAAUAGUAUUUUUAAGGACGUCCCCACGGACUCUCCAAAUUGAUCACGCAUGCAUUGUGCCAGAUUUUUGCCUUGCUAAAAUGCGGGUUUUGUAACAUUGCUACACAGUGGAACAUCUGUUAGUGUCAUUAAUCCGUUCUAAGAAGGUCCGACCCAAACUGAAACGUACUUUUUCCAUAGGAAAUAAUGCAAAUCCAAUUGUGAAAGGAUAAAUGGACAUGUAAUGUCACUUUUACCUCGAAUGAAGACCUUUUUGUUGACAAAAAUGACGAUGACGAGGGAGGAGGGGAAGAGCGAGCCACACAGAUGACACAUUCAUACUUUGCCAUGAUUUAUUUAUUUUUUGACUUCUGGUUCUGGUUUUCCAGCUAACAGGCUGCUUACUGGGACAUUUUGUGAUUAAAAAUGCGUCAUGAACAGUUGGACUCCUAUAGUCUACCAAUAACACAAGACGCGUACGCUAACCGCGAAAUCUACUGUAUGCCAACUGAGGCAACAUCUUUGCGUAAAUUUUCAACAUAACCCGAAAAAUAAAAAGCCUAACUGGGGCGACGUAGGCGUACGCGGGUAGUAAAACCAAAAUGCAAUACAAUUCACAAGACUCAAAAGACCCACCGUUUUUGUCAGACUGGUCUUAUUUUAGUGGCCACAACAAAUGAAAGAAAUCAGUUUCAGUUGGAACAGGAAUGUGGAGGGAUGUGGUUUUUAUUUGCGUUGUUGUAGGCAACAUCAAGAGCGAUCCAGCUACAGGAGGCCAAGAAGGGGAAAACAAUAGAAUAGUUCAUUCCGUAGGGCUUUGUUUGAGUCUGUGGUGGCAAGCCAUGGCAAAUAUGGGUCAUGAUUACAUUGGUGAUAACAAGGGUAUUCUUUGUUGGUCGUGGAAAAGGUUUUGCAUUCACAACUGUUGGUGUGUGCGUGCGUGUGUGGGUGUGGGUGUCAGAAUGAAUGUGUUCCUGUGUCAAACUUUUGCCACCCAAAUACAGUCCAGGCAAUGUUUUAACAUUCUUUAAUGUUAAUCAAGUGUAGAAGGAAGUAGAUCACCUUAUACUAGAGCUUCCAAAGCGGACCAAAUUAUCCUACAAUGAUGUAAAGUGAAUUUAAAUUGUGGGUGCCGUCAUAAAACAUUUUUAACAUUCUUAAAGAAGUCAACCACUGUGAAAUGAAAAGUAAAACUAAAAUGAAGUUAAACUACUCACCAGGGGUGUCAUGAGACACUCACUUCACAAGACGACACACAAGAUUGGGUCUACUGUACGUUUCUUAAAAAUACGAUGAAAAAAUAUAAACGAUAUAUGACAAUAUAUUGCAACCUACUAAUUGAUGUUCAAAAUCUUCUAAAAAGGCUAAUCCAAUUUGUCAUAAUUCACGACAGUCAACAAAGAUCAAUGAUGGCAGUACGCAUGUCAGAGUUGGUGCCGAGCAUCACAACGAAGCUUUGUAAAGAACAAUGACCAAAAACAAACUUCAAAUUUCCCAACAUCUCCAGCUUUGUCUUCAGCCACUAUUUCUUGGUCCUGAUCUCCUUCUUUUUGCUUUCUCGUCACCAGGCUGUGACAGAUGUCCGCCACAGUACAAACGUUGCCAUGAGUAUGAAGGCGCUACUUCCAUGACCACUUUUGGUGUUGCUGUGUGCGGUGUCCUUUUGAUCUUGUCAUAUAUGAAGCGAGCUGCUAACUUGGACUCACGCUUCCACCCCAAAUGGCGGGCAAUCGCUGUGGUGGCUCUGCUGGCUGUUGUGCUCAUGUUGUUCCUGCACUGGCCAGUAAGGGGCAGACACACUCCUCCAGGUGGUUUCUCCCAUAACAGUUUGCAACUCUAUCAGAGUAACGACAACACGUUCAGGCGCACAAACACACAAAUCAGGCAAAGUAUCGCGCAAUACCACAAAAGGGACAAACCUUAUAAUGACACGUACCCUCUUAGUCCACCUGUGAAGACAAAGAACGGCAUCAGGUACUGCAUAGGAGUCAUUGCAGACCUGGACACUGCGUCACGGAGCUCCAAGGACCAGACAUGGUUCAGCUACAUGAGAAGGGGUCAUGUGACUGUUUCACAAAGUGCAGACAGAGUGGAUGUGGAAUGGGAUGAGGAGAUGAUCACACUGGAAACUCAUCUGGCAGAGAAAGGACGAGGUAUGGAGCUGUCUGAGUUGGUGGUCUUUAAUGGUCACCUGUACAGCGUGGACGACCGCACAGGCGUGGUGUACAGGAUUGAGGGCAGGCAGGCGAUCCCUUGGGUCAUACUGCCUGAUGGGGAUGGAUCUGUUUCUAAAGGCUUUAAGGCAGAGUGGCUUGCAGUGAAAGACGAGUGCCUGUAUGUUGGCGGUCUGGGAAAGGAGUGGACCACCACCUCUGGAGAGGUAGUGAACAACCAUCCAGAGUGGGUGAAAGUUGUUGGCUACCACGGUGAUACUAAGCAUGAGAACUGGGUGCCGCACUACAACGCCCUGCGCAGCGCAGCGGGCAUCAAGCCACCAGGCUAUCUUAUCCAUGAAUCAGCAGCAUGGAGCGAGCGGCUCCAGCGCUGGUUCUUCCUGCCUCGCCGUGCCAGUCACGAGCGCUAUGAAGAGACGACAGACGAGCGACGCGCUACCAACCUCUUGCUGUCCUGCCAGGCAGACUUCAGCGACAUAAGGGCGCAACGCGUUGGCCCUUUCAAUCCCACCCACGGCUUUUCCUCAUUCAAAUUUGUUCCGGACACAGACGAUCAGAUUAUUCUGGCCCUGAAAUCGGAAGAGGACGGUGGCAGGAUCGCCUCCUACAUGAUUGCCUUCACUCUCGACGGUCGGGUACUGAUGCCCGAGACCAAGAUAGGUGAUGUGAAGUAUGAAGGACUGGAAUUUAUUUAAUAUUGUUCAACAGAAAAGCACAAACGAACCGCGAUACAUUGUAAUAAUUGAGCAUGGAAAUAUAUUAGAAACUUCCAGUCCAAUAUACAUGUUGUCUUAUACAAAAACUGCUGGUCAGACUCUCAGGUGGACACAUUCAAAUAUGCAAAUUACUUAAAUGUAUCAACUCACUUUUUAAAAGGCCAUUUUUUCAUAUUUUUACUGACAAGAUUAUUACCAAACCAUACAAUACUGACUUGAGCUAUUUUAUUUAAACAUAGAUGGUUAAUAUAUUAAAUACUUUGUAUCUAAAACUGAAUAAAUUUAUCCCCAGUGUUUCAAUGUUGUGUAAUGGCUUCCUUUUUUAAGUCCAAUAUCAAAAUAUCAAUGCAACAGAUUAAUUACAAGGUCUUUAUUGAAUUUGAAAAUGUACAUUUGUGUAUUCAAAGUAUAUAAUAAUGUGUUACUUGUUAAACUGUAAAGAGUCCAGUCUAAGUGUUUCAUUGCUAUAAAAUGACACAAUCAUUUUUACAAAAAAUGGGGGUAAUUUCUUGUGAGUUUACAGGCUCGACCCCAGGGCGAUGACGUCGUGAGGGAGACCGGCCAUUUUGAUGGGGUUGAAGGAUCCAAGUUUAGCGUAGAAGUCGAGCAUCCUCCUUUCGCAGUGCCCCAGCUCACAGAAAACUCCCCUGGAACCUGAAAGGAAACCUAAGUGUUAUCUUUCUGGGGAGAGUCACAUGCCAGUUUUCCCAGUCAUGCAUCCCAGUACUUUUGUUAAUCAACGUACCACUGCUUUUAAUGGUGGACAACAUCUGUCCAAUCAUGUGCUUUACCGGCGAGGGAUCGCUGACCCUUGGCAGCAC